Messenger RNA from Zophobas morio, 764 nucleotides. Its product is annotated as mite allergen Eur m 3-like. NCBI's taxonomy places the organism in Eukaryota, Metazoa, Arthropoda, Insecta, Coleoptera, Tenebrionidae. The transcript has 4 exons. Gene Ontology annotation, molecular function: serine-type endopeptidase activity. Gene Ontology annotation, biological process: proteolysis. The record is from RefSeq and is a predicted model, not a curated record. The coding region runs from base 1 to 558 and encodes 185 amino acids.
AUGAGCAGGAGUUUAUUUGAUUCACUAAAUACCACUGUCAAAACAUUGAAGCAACAGGUUGACAAGGAAACUGGAAGUGAUAAAGAAACCUACGUAACAACUGCAAAUGGACAAAUCUGUAGGUAUUUUUUGAGCGUUUUAAUUGUUUGCAUUUCCACCUUGGCUGAACCCCUCGUUGACCGAAUUUUCGGUGGACAAUUAGCCACCCUUGGACAAUUUCCUUCCAUAGUUUCCAUCAAAACAGGUCCUGGAAUCAUUGGCCACGUCUGUGGUGCUUCCAUUAUCACCAAACAAUGGGUUGCGACAGCAGCUCACUGUGUCAGUGACUCAACACCAGAUGACAUUUUUCUGCUAGCAGACACCCUCCUGUUAGAUUCUGGUGGUACUAACUACUCCGUGUCCUCCAUUGUUGUUCAUCCAGAGUACUAUAGAUAUACAUACACAAACGAUAUUGCAUUGAUCAAACUCCAAACCGAGUUUACUUUGAGUGCUACUACGCAAACCAUAGAAAUUUGUACCUCUCCUGGUAACGAGUCUUGUACUAUUGUAGGGUGGUGAAAAAUCAGAGCAACGUAUCCAGAUGCGUUGUGUUAUACUAACUUAACAGCACUGACAGAUGACGAUUGUACUAGAAUGGCACAAGGGGGAGCUUUUGAGAUUGAGAGAGGUCCAAGGCAACCGUGUGCUUUUGCUGCUUAAGGAAUUGGACCAUGUUAUGGAGAUUCUGGUGGACCUUUAAUUUGUGAUGGUAAACUGAUAGGGAU